AUACUUUCUAUAUCUACAAUAGAUUCAAGGCAAUAGAAGUAUUCUAUAAAUUGGGAAGAAUUGCUGAUUCUCAAGUGUAUAACUACCUGCUUCUAAAUUUUUAUAGAAGAUAAAAAUGUCAAGAAUUUUUAUCGGAGGUCUCACAGAGGAUGCUUCUAGGACUGAGUUGGAACGUGAAUUUGAAUACUUUGGUCGUUUACGAGAUGUAUGGGUUGCAAGGAACCCACCUGGUUUUGGUUUCAUUGUUUUUGAGGAUCCUCGGGAUGCAGAAGAUGCUGUAAAAGAUAUGGAUGGUAAACGUAUAUGUGGAACAAGAAUCCGUGUGGAGUUUGCUCGUGGACCAGUUAGGGGGGGUCGUGGUGGUGGUCCAAGAGGACGAAGUGAUAAAUGUUAUACUUGUGGUAAAUUUGGACACUCCACCCGAGAAUGUAGAAGUGGUGGAAGAUUUGGUGGAUCACGUAGACGUUCUAGAUCUCGAUCCAAAUCAAGAGAUAGAAAAAAACCAAGACGAUCACGCUCCAGAUCACGAUCACGGAGUAGAUCUAGAGACAGACCAUCAAGGAGAGACAAGGAUCGAUCUAGGUCCAGAUCUGGGGAAAGACGCUCACAAUCCAAAGAAAAGCGGUCACCUUCCAAAGAAAGACGCUCAACAUCGAGAAAUAAACGAUCUACUUCCGGAGAUAAGCGUUCUACAUCAAGAGAUAAGAAAUCGCGUUCACGUUCAAAAGAGCAAAAGUCUGCAUCUCGCUCUCGUUCUCGCUCUCGAUCACGUUCAGAGUCCAAGAGUCGAAAAUCACGUGAAAGAAAAGCGUCAUCGAGAUCUCGCAGCAGAUCGAAAUCGCCUACCCCAAGACAUGACGAAAAAAGUGAUCGCGACGACGGGGACGGUGUUUGCGAACGACGCGACAGUGACGAUGACGGGAGAGAUAGUGACAACUAACACAACAGAGUCAGGCAACUCGUUCACCAAUUGUUAAGAAUGAAACACUGAUUGUUUUAUUCUGAUUCGCAUGGUUUGCACCGAUAGACUUUAGCAAUGUCAUACAUUUCAAUCUUCCAUGGCACGGUUGUAAAUAUUGUUUUUAGCGGAUUUACUUUUAAAUUUGCUGUAUUUUUUUUCUCUGAUUAUGUCGUUUUAUACCUUUA
Molecule: messenger RNA, 1146 nt
Organism: Hydractinia symbiolongicarpus
Lineage: Eukaryota; Metazoa; Cnidaria; Hydrozoa; Anthoathecata; Hydractiniidae
Product: probable splicing factor, arginine/serine-rich 6
Exons: 5
Coding region: 116-940 (274 amino acids)
Molecular function (GO): zinc ion binding; RNA binding
Source: RefSeq, a predicted model, not a curated record